GGAAGAUGGCGGGCGGGGGAAACGCAAUAGGGGUGGGGAACGAGUGGUAUUGGCGGCGAGGAAAUUGAGAAAGACAACCAUGGAACACAUUUCCACACCAAAGGUGGAGAAUGUGAAAUUGCUAGAUCGAUACACAAAUAAGAGACCAGUUAACGGGACUUUAUAUCUGACAGCCACUCACAUCAUAUAUGUUGAUGCUGCUGGUGGCGCUCGCAGAGAAACAUGGAUUCCACACCACCACAUUUUCUGUGUGGAGAAGCUGCCUCUCAGCACCAAUGGAUGCCCACUCCUCAUCCACUGCAAGAACUUCAGAGUGGCUCAUUUUGUCAUUCCUCGUGAAAGAGAUUGUCAUGAAGUAUACAAUUCUUUACUCAAGCUCUCUCAGCCAGCUAAAUAUGAUGAAUUGUAUGCCUUCUCCUACAAUCCUAAUCCGGAUCAAGAUGAACGUAUUCUAGGCUGGAAGAUGAUUGAUCUGAAAACAGAGUUCGUACGAAUGGGAAUCCCUAACGAGUACUGGGACCUUAAUGAUAUCAAUCGGGAAUACAAGGUUUGCAGUACCUAUCCAACAUGUCUGGUUGUACCAAAGGGAACCAGUGAGGCCACAAUUGUUGGGAGCUCAAAGUUCAGAAGCAGAGGGCGGUUUCCUGUGCUGUCGUACUAUUUUCAAAAGAACAAUGCAACAAUCUGCAGGUGUAGCCAACCAUUGUCCGGGUUUAGUGCACGCUGCGAGGAGGAUGAGAAGAUGCUGGAGAUAAUCAGCAAGGCUAACCCAAGCAGCCCCUUCAUGUAUGUUGUUGACACAAGGCCCAAGUUAAAUGCCAUGGCCAACAGGGCAGCAGGAAAAGGCUAUGAGAAUGAGGAUAAUUACCCCAGCAUCCGCUUCCAGUUUAUUGGUAUUGAGAACAUUCAUGUCAUGCGGAGCAGCCUGCAGAAGUUGCUCGAAGUUUGUGAACUGAAGAGCCCAUCCAUGAGCAAUUUCCUGACUGUUCUUGAGAACUCUGGCUGGCUGCGGCAUAUUAAAGCGAUAAUGGAUGCUGGUGUGUUUCUAGCUAAGGCAGUUAAAGAUGAAAAUGCCAGUGUAUUGGUCCACUGUUCAGAUGGCUGGGAUCGCACAGCUCAAGUCUGCUCUCUGGCUGGUAUCCUUCUUGACCCGUUUUACCGAACUAUAAAGGGACUCAUGGUUCUUAUAGAAAAAGAAUGGAUAUCCCUUGGACAUAAAUUCUCUCAAAGAUGCGGUCACCUGGAUGUUGAUCCCAAAGAAGUAUCCCCAGUGUUUACCCAGUUCAUAGAGUGUUUGUGGCAUCUAAUGGAGCAGUUCCCUUGUGCCUUUGAAUUCAACGAGAAGUAUCUGCUGGAAAUUCAUGAUCAUAUUUUCUCCUGUCAGUUUGGAAACUUUAUUGGAAACUCACAGAAGGAACGGGAAGAGCUUAGAAUUUUUGAAACCACUCACUCUCUGUGGCCUUUUCUCUGGUGUCGAAGGAAGGAGUUUGUUAACCCUUUGUAUAUACCUAAAGCCUAUGAAACAUUGCAGCCAAACACACUGCCAUUCUGUUUCAAGUUCUGGUGUGGAAUGUACAACCGCUUUGACAAGGGAAUGCAUCCUAGGCAGUCUGUUUUAGACUACUUGCUUGAAUAUAUGAACAGAAAAGACUCAUUGGAGACGAGCAAAACCGCCAUGGAAAAUGCAAGUGAUUUUUAAUGUGCCGAUGAUGAAUUAUCUGUUAUAAUGCUCAGGGCCAGUCUUAGUACCUAAACAGAGCCC
Spea bombifrons (plains spadefoot toad) is the source of this 1762-nucleotide messenger RNA. Its product is annotated as myotubularin-related protein 8-like. The transcript has 13 exons. Lineage: Eukaryota; Metazoa; Chordata; Amphibia; Anura; Pelobatidae. The record is from RefSeq and is a predicted model, not a curated record. Gene Ontology annotation, cellular component: nuclear envelope. Bases 80 to 1699 code for a protein of 539 amino acids. Gene Ontology annotation, molecular function: phosphatidylinositol-3,5-bisphosphate phosphatase activity. Gene Ontology annotation, biological process: negative regulation of autophagy; dephosphorylation.